CCCCUCACCUCUCGCCGUGCCUACACCAGGCCUGCUCUGCUUGCUCCGACCGUCUGUUCUCUGCACUUGCAUAGAGCGCAGCGCGUCUCCACCGCGUCGCUGCACGUCCGGAUCCCCCACUAGAGCGCCUCUUUCACUGCUGUCAGAGCGCCUGUGACCGCCCGCCGCCCCUCUGCAAAAGCCUUAUCGCCCGCACAAAACCUUUUCACUACACCCACCGACUCGACCCCAUACACAUGGCUCCAGCCGCAGACAUGGCCGCCCCCCACAACCCCUCGACCGUCAAGGCCGAGAACUCAAAGUCGCUGAAGGUCCUCGACGACCUGUUCUCCAAGCUGACCGUCUCCAAGACCCAGGAUGAGGUGAACGCUGCCUCGCAGGGCCUGGCCACCUUCAUCAACGGCGACAUCGAGGAGGGCGAAGUGCCCACCAAGUUCGUCGAACUGUUGAAGAAGCAGCUUGCCAGCAAGAAGGAUGCCAAUGCCCGCGAACGCGCUCUCAACGCCAUCCAGAAUAUUGCCCAGCAUGGCACCGUCUCCCCCGCCGUCGAGCCAUACCUCGUCAGCCUGCUCCCCAACGCGCUGGCUGCCGUCGCCGAUAAGAUGACCCCCGUCAAGGUGGCUGCCCAAGCUGCCUCCAAGGCCAUCGUCGAGGCUUCGAACCCAUACGCCGUCAAGGUCGUUAUCCCGGCCAUCAUCCACUCGCUUCGCACCACCCAGAAGUGGCCCGAAAAGAUGAUCGAUCUCGAGUGCAUCGAGAUCCUCUGCAAGACCUCUGCGGCUCAGCUGGCUUACCGCGUGCCGGACCUGAUUCCCGUCAUCUCUGAGGCCAUGUGGGACACAAAGCCCGAGGUCAAGAAGGCUGCGUACGCCACCAUGGAGAAGCUCUGUGCUCUCAUCUCCAACAAGGAUAUUGAGCGCUUUAUUCCCGAGCUCAUCAAGUGUAUCGCCAAGCCAGAGAACGUCCCCGAGACUGUUCACUUGCUCGGUGCCACUACUUUCGUUACUGACGUCCACGAGCCGACCUUGGCUAUCAUGGUGCCGCUCCUUGAGCGCGGUCUCGUUGAGCGCGAGACUGCCAUCAAGCGAAAGAGCGCCGUCAUCAUCGACAACAUGUGCAAGCUCGUCGAGGACCCCCAGAUCGUUGCCGCUUUCCUGCCAAAGUUGAUGCCAAAGCUCAACUCGAACUUCGACACCCUCGCUGACCCCGAGGCUCGUGAGAAGACCCGCCAGGGUCUGGACACCCUCAUCCGCGUCGGUGACGUCAAGGACGGCAAGAUCCCCGAGCUUUCCAAAGCUGGUGACAUCGCCACUGUCCUUGGUAACUUGAAGCAGUCGCUCCCUUCCAAGACCAAGGCCGGUGCCAAGUUUGACCCAAUUCUCACUUACAUUGCCGCCAUUGGUGGCCAGCUUAUCGACGAGAAGGACCACGAGCUGUACAGCUGGGAACAGAACACCAUUGCCUACAUCGGUGCUGUUGUUGGCGACGAGGAGGCCAAGAACGUUGCCGAUACUCUCCGCAAGAAGAGUCUUCCCGGUGUUGCUGAGGAGAACGAGGUUGAGCCUGAUGAGGAAGAGGGUGAGGACCUCUGCAACUGCACAUUCAACUUGGCCUAUGGUGCCAAGAUCCUGCUCAACCAAACCCAUCUUCGUCUGAAGCGUGGCCAGCGUUACGGCCUUCUGGGACCCAACGGUUCUGGUAAGACAACCCUGAUGCGCGCCAUCAACAACGAGCAGGUCGAGGGCUUCCCCAAGCAGAGCGAGGUCAAGACCGUUUACGUCGAGCACGAUCUCGACUCCGCCGAUACCGAGCAGACUGUCAUCGAGUGGACACUGAAGAAGCUUGCUAGUGUCAACAUCAACACUUCUCAGAAGGAUGUUGAGGCUACGCUCCUCGAAUUCGGCUUCUCCGAGGAGAUGUACGCUGGACCCAUCACUUCGCUCUCUGGUGGCUGGAAGAUGAAGUUGGCUCUUGCCCGUGCCGUCUUCGAAUCGCCUGAUAUUCUGUUGCUGGACGAGCCUACCAACCACUUGGACGUCAAGAACGUGAAGUGGCUAGAACAGUACCUCGUCAACUCACCCUGCACAUCCAUCAUCAUUUCUCACGACAGCAAAUUCUUGGACAACGUCGUUCAACACGUUAUCCACUACGAGCGCUUCAAGCUAAAGCGUUACCGUGGUAAUCUCAGCGAGUUCGUCAAGCGUGUUCCAUCUGCCAAGUCCUACCACGAGCUCAGCGCUUCCGACAUGGAGUUCAAGUUCCCCGAGCCCGGUUUCCUUGAGGGUGUCAAGACCAAGGCAAAGGCCAUCAUUCGUGUCACCAACAUGAGCUUCCAGUACGAGGGUACCCCAAGGCCCCAGAUUUCCGGCAUCUCUUUCCAGUGUUCUCUCGGCUCGCGUAUUGCCGUUAUUGGUCCCAACGGUGCUGGCAAAUCUACUCUCGUCAACGUCUUGACUGGUGAGCUUAUCCCAACAUCUGGUGAGGUCUACCAGCACGAGAACAUCCGUAUCGCCUAUAUCAAGCAGCACGCUUUCGCCCAUAUCGAUCACCACCUCGACUCCACUCCUUCGGAAUACAUCCAGUGGCGUUUCCAAACUGGUGAAGAUCGCGAGACCAUGGACCGUGCCAACAAGAUCAUCACCGACGAGGAUGAGAAGGCCAUGGACAAGGUUUACAAGAUCGAGAACACCCCUCGACGAGUCAUCGGUAUCCACUCGCGUAGGAAAUUCAAGAACUCCUACGAGUAUGAAUGUUCGUUUGCCCUUGGUGAGAACAUUGGCUUGAAGAACGAGCGCUGGACCCCUAUGAUGACUGCUGACAACGCCUGGAUUCCUCGAUCUGAGAUCCUCUCCUCGCACGCCAAGAUGGUGGCUGAGGUCGAUCAGAAGGAGGCCCUCGCUAGCGGUCAGUUCCGUCCUCUCGUCCGAAAGGAGAUUGAGUCUCACUGCGCCAACUUCGGUCUCGAUGCUGAGCUGGUAUCCCAUUCCCGUAUGCGUGGUCUGUCUGGUGGUCAGCGUGUCAAGGUCGUCCUCGCCGCUUGCUCGUGGCAGCGACCGCAUUUGAUCGUCUUGGAUGAGCCUACCAACUACCUCGACCGUGACUCCCUUGGAGCGCUCUCCAAGGCCAUCAAGGCUUUCGAGGGUGGUGUCAUCAUCAUCACUCACUCCGCCGAGUUCACUCGCGAUCUGACUGAGGAAGUCUGGGCCGUCAUGGACGGAAAGAUGACUCCUUCCGGUCACAACUGGGUGCAAGGUCAGGGUGCUGGCCCUCGGUUGACCGAGAAGGGCGAAGAAGAGGAGAAGUUCGAUGCUAUGGGUAACAAGAUCACCGGAGGCGGAAAGAAGAAGAAGCUCUCCAGCGCUGAGAUGCGGAAGAAGAAGAAGGACCGUAUGGCCCGUCGCAAGCGUGGCGAGGAGGUUUUCACUUCCGACGAAGAUUAGAUGCUAUCUGCGUGGAAAUGAUUGACGAUGUGCUUGUUUGCAUACCCGAUUUCUUCCUGUUGGAAAUCCUAGCAGAUGAAGACACCAAAAGCCUAAUGAAGGGGUGGCUAGACGCUGGCAUACGAUUGUUUAAUGUAGCAUCCAGCAGGGUUGGGAAGGCGUACGGGCGGUCUCAUGUCAUGUCAUGGCUUAUGGCUCUCAUGUUCCUGUUGUCUCUUUUUCAUUCUCUUAAAAUAUUAUGCUUUCGGGGUGAUAGACGUAGAUUUCUGCAUUAUCAAAGAUCGCUUUUGAUAUUGUUCAAGUUAUUUCUCAUCGUUUGCUAUGUGAUGUCCGGGUGCGAUUUUCUAUUAAGAGAGGGUUUCUUGCUGUCUUUGUUUCCCCGUCUAGAUUUUCUAGUUCUGUGAGUGAGGCUUCGUUAAGGUUUUGUCAUAAUCCACGUGGACUUACUCGCAGCCAGGAC
Messenger RNA from Mytilinidion resinicola, 3900 nucleotides. RefSeq names its product ARM repeat-containing protein. The record is from RefSeq and is a predicted model, not a curated record. Gene Ontology annotation, molecular function: translation elongation factor activity; ATP hydrolysis activity; ATP binding. NCBI's taxonomy places the organism in Eukaryota, Fungi, Ascomycota, Dothideomycetes, Mytilinidiales, Mytilinidiaceae. The transcript has 3 exons. The coding region runs from base 237 to 3440 and encodes 1067 amino acids.